Lutra lutra (Eurasian river otter) is the source of this 660-nucleotide messenger RNA. RefSeq names its product proteasome maturation protein (gene POMP). Lineage: Eukaryota; Metazoa; Chordata; Mammalia; Carnivora; Mustelidae. Gene Ontology annotation, cellular component: cytoplasm; nucleus. Gene Ontology annotation, biological process: proteasome assembly. The transcript has 6 exons. The coding region runs from base 135 to 560 and encodes 141 amino acids. The record is from RefSeq and is a predicted model, not a curated record.
CCCCGCGCCCUCCUUCCUUCCUUGCCCGGACGGACGCACUUCCGGCGGAUGGGGGGGGACCCCGGAAACGGAAGUGAGCGGCGGGGCCGACUGACGGUAACAGGGCUGAGAGGCUGUUCACAGAGCAAGUGAAGAUGAAUGCCAGAGGACUUGGAUCUCAGUUAAAGGACAGUAUUCCGGUUACUGAACUUUCAGCAAGUGGACCUUUUGAAAGUCAUGAUCUUCUUCGAAAAGGCCUACCUUGUGUGAAAAAUGAACUUUUGCCCAGUCAUCCUCUUGAAUUAUCAGAAAAAAAUUUUCAGCUCAACCAAGAUAAAAUGAAUUUUUCUACACUAAGAAACAUCCAGGGUCUGUUUGCUCCACUAAAAUUGCAAAUGGAAUUCAAGGCAGUGCAGCAGGUUCAGCGUCUUCCAUUUCUUCCAAGCUCAAACCUUUCGCUGGAUAUUUUGAGGGGUAAUGAUGAAACUAUUGGAUUUGAAGAUAUUCUUAAUGACCCGUCACAAAGUGAACUAAUGGGAGAACCACACUUGAUGGUGGAAUAUAAACUCGGUUUAUUGUAAUCUGUUGUGCUGUUCAUGAAAAUAGAGGGGCUGCAUGUUGUUUAUAGUCAUCUUUUUACCAUAACUUGAUGUACACAACAUUAAAAAUACUGACACAUGA